UCUAUCUAUCUAGUGACUAUUCAUCUUCAAUCUUCUUCAACUCCUUCUUCUCUUCUUCCAGUGAUGAUGAAGAUGAAGAUGCCCCAUUAUUACUACUCAUUGUGUGCAAUGUUGCUUCUUGUGAUUUCAGGCACCACUGUGGUCACAGCCACAGACCACAUUGUUGGUGCAAACCGUGGCUGGAACCCUGGCAUGAACUACACUCUUUGGGCCAAUAACCACACUUUCUAUGUUGGUGACCUCAUUUCAUUUAGGUACCAGAAGACACAGUACAAUGUGUUUGAAGUGAACCAAACUGGGUAUGAUAACUGCACUACAGAUAGUGCUGUUGGGAAUUGGAGCAGUGGCAAGGAUUUCAUACCCUUAAACAAGGCCAAGAGAUACUACUUUAUUUGUGGCAAUGGCCAAUGUUUCAAUGGGAUGAAGGUCUCUGUUCUUGUUCAUCCUCUUCCGCCUCCUCCUUCGGCCGCCGUGGCGGCCGAACAUUCAACAAAGUCAGCUUCUCCUCCUCCUGGGCUCUUGGAUUGGGGACUCUACUCUUUAAUGGUGUCUAUUGUUUUACAUUUUUAUUUCGGUUUAGAUCGGAUUGGAUUGGUUAGUUAAUUAAUUUGUCAAGCAUAAACAUUAUUGUUAGUUCGGUUUGUCCUUAAUUUCCUAUCAAAUCAGAACUUUAUGAUGUUGUGAUUACAAUGAUAUUCACUCAAUGGAUAUCAUGACUUUUGUUAG
Messenger RNA from Arachis stenosperma, 726 nucleotides. Its product is annotated as early nodulin-like protein 19. The record is from RefSeq and is a predicted model, not a curated record. Bases 64 to 603 code for a protein of 179 amino acids. The transcript has 2 exons. Gene Ontology annotation, molecular function: electron transfer activity. Lineage: Eukaryota; Viridiplantae; Streptophyta; Magnoliopsida; Fabales; Fabaceae. Gene Ontology annotation, cellular component: plasma membrane.